Messenger RNA from Cajanus cajan (pigeon pea), 1862 nucleotides. RefSeq names its product AAA-ATPase At2g18193. Gene Ontology annotation, molecular function: ATP hydrolysis activity; ATP binding. The record is from RefSeq and is a predicted model, not a curated record. Lineage: Eukaryota; Viridiplantae; Streptophyta; Magnoliopsida; Fabales; Fabaceae.
AGAUAGGCAGCUUCGGGUCUGGUUCGUGCUUCCCUCUGUAGAUCAUAUCAUAUUAAUUUAUUCAUUUAUAAGGUCUCAAAGAAAAGAUUCCUUCCUAGUGAUAAGGUAGAGCGUAGAGAGCUAUAUAGAUUAUAUAUAAUUACAUUUACAAGAAAACAAGUGUCUCACCUCACUCACACUUUUAUAUGUUGGUGGCUCAAUAAAGUGGAAAGUGGAAAGUGUAGAAUCAUCAUCUUACAUUAUUUUCACCAUGAUACCUUCUAUGGGGAGUCUCUCUUCCUCCUUCACAAGCGUUCGUUCGGCCUCAUCAUGGUUCGAGGUGUAUGCUGCAUUCUCCACAUUCAUGAUGCUACUAAGAACUGCAAUCAACGAUCUGAUACCCCACCAAAUUCGGUCUCUCAUCGUCUCAAAGCUCAAGGCGUUCUUCUCAGACCACCAACGCAACAACCAGGUCUCGCUUCAGAUAAACCAGUCGUGGGAUGGCCAAACCAACAAACUCUUCCAAGCCGCACAAGAGUAUCUCCCAGCAAGAAUAUCCCACUCUUUCAAGUCCCUCAAAAUUGGCAAAAUCCCAAAGCAUAAGAACGUUGUUGUGGCCGUGGAUGGAACCCAAGAGGUGGUGGAUCACUUCCAAGACAUCAAGCUUACGUGGAAGCUUAUUGAAGAAACCUCCAACAAGGAUUCUGGUCGUGAUUUUCCAAAGAUGCACAGCUUCGAGAAGCUCUCGUUUAAGCUAACCUUUGAAGAGAGGCAUAGAGAUGUAGUAAUGAGCAAGUAUAUUUCACACGUUCUGAGCACUUACGAGGCCAUGCAAGCUGAGCAGAAGACCAUCAAGAUCCAUUCCAUUGGUGGUAGGAGUUGGAGGAAAAGUGACUUAACGCAUCCAGCUUCGUUCGACUCACUUGCAUUGGAUCCUGAGCAGAAGAAGGACAUAAUUGGUGAUUUGGAUCGGUUUUUGCGGAGGAAGGAACUGUAUAAGAAAGUGGGGAAGCCUUGGAAACGUGGCUACCUCUUGUAUGGCCCUCCCGGAACAGGAAAAUCUAGCCUUAUUGCAGCCAUGGCCAACCACUUGAAGUUUGAUGUGUAUGACUUGGAGCUAAGUUCUGUCUAUUCUAAUUCAGACCUCAUGCGAGCCUUGAGUGAGACAUCUAACCGCUCCAUCAUCGUCAUCGAAGACAUAGACUGCAACAGAGAGGUGCAUGUUCGAUCAACAUCAAAGGCUCCUUCGGAUUCAGAUUCAGAUUCAGACUAUGACCGCAAGCAUCUCAAGGUUAAGACAGGCAGGUUUACUCUGUCGGGUCUGCUUAACUACAUGGAUGGGUUGUGGUCAAGUGGUGGAGAGGAGCGAAUUAUAAUCUUCACUACUAACCACAGAGAAAGAAUUGAUCCUGCGUUGCUGCGCCCUGGUCGUAUGGACAUGCAUAUUCACUUGUCCUUCCUCGGAGGCAAGGCAUUUCGAAUCCUAGCUUCCACUUAUUUAGGCAUUGAAGGACAUCAUCCACUGUUUGAACAAAUCGAUGGUCUAUUGGACAAAUUACAAGUGACUCCUGCAGUAGUAGCAGAGCAGUUAAUGAGAAAUGAGGAUCCCCAAGUUGCUUUGGAAGAACUUGUUAAAUUUCUCAAACAAAUGGACAAGGAAAGCCUACUUUAGAUUUAUGAAUGAAUGUUUAGAGCCUUCCAGUUUGUAAUGUAUCACCACUGGGAUAAGAGGCACAAUAAACAUGAAUGCCUAUUGCUUUUGUAAUGUUUAGGCUGGGUAGUAGUAGUAUUCAUAUGUGGAGAAGUAGCCAAGAUUCUGAAAUCUAUAAUAAUACCAAGAAUAUAAAAUAUGAUACUGUUUGGAGGGGAUUUUUUAUAUUUUA